AUGCGUCACGAGAUCAGAUUUCGUAAACAGUCAGGUGAUCAGCAAAAGCGAGUGCAGACAAUUUCAUUUCUUGAUCAUUCCCAGCAUUAUCAUCCUUCCAAAACAGCAGUCGCUUUGCUCGGAAAAGAUGGCUAAUUUAGGGGUAUCUGUGGCACUGUUUCUAGUAUUUGCCAUUUUUGGAAGUGCUUGUGCUUCUUCCAACGUUCCAGUUUUCGUCUGGGGCAAACCAUCUGUUACGUAUGUUCCGGCUCUCAGCCGCUAUUCAAGCUCGGAGUUUGCAGCGCUGGUGGAAGCUCAAAUAGAUGAAAACACGUUCACGGUUGUGUUUGCGGAAGAACGACUCUCGGCGGAAGAUCUCAGCCAGUGCAAGCUGAAGACGCAAACUUGCUUCAAGAAUUUACAGAAGCUGGAACGUAAGUCGUAUCUUCCGAGUGUUGAAGAGCCACUCAGCGUGCUGGAGGGUUCAAACGCCCAGAGCGUACAGCUUCUGUCCGAUGGAUCACUCAGCGAACGGAUCGUCCCACAGGCGGGAGGAAUUGUGGUGGUAAAUCUGUCAGGUGGUGAUUUCGCGUCACAUGAUGCCGUUAUCGACGCCUUGUACACGCGUCUACACAAUGCGCACCCGAACAUUGUGGCCAUCUACACUGCGAAAACUCCAUCGUUCAGCUAUUCCAGCUUGGUACGUAAGACUCGUCAAACCGAAGAACCGGAACCUACCAAGGAGGUACUUAAGACCGAUGGAUUCCUGAUGGUGUACGAAAACUUCCUAUUCGGUCAAGCCGACGCUGCCGAACUAACGUCCGCCAAGCUGAUGCAAGCUGUCAGGGUCGAAAAUACCACCACCGAUUCUAUGCAAAUUCGUCUGACUGGAACAAGUGCACAGGUGGAUCUGUUCUUCCUGCUGACCCAAGGCUCGUGGGAAAUCACAGGAGUGUGGUUCGACAAUCAGGAGUACUACCUGCGCCAUCGGGUGCACGUUAACCAACACUUCUCGUACAGCUGCAACCAGUGGGAAUACUAUUCGUUCGAUUUGCAGAAGAAAAUUGUCUUCGAAGAAGUGCAAGUGCAACCGUUCUGGCCAAACGCAGAGGGCGGCGAACCAGUGUCGAACGAAAAGUUCGGUGACGCAUGGUACUGCGUAGGAUUUACUAGCGGUGGCAUCCUAUCCGGCCUGUUCCUGGUGCUUAUUUUCAUCAUCAUUGGUUCGUACGGCAUCACCUGGAUGAUGGAUAUCCGUACUAUGGAUCGUUUCGAUGAUCCGAAGGGUAAAACAAUUACCGUGAAUACCGCUGAAUAAAACAGUUGCGAUGGCAAUUAUACGCGGCCUUCGUAGUAGUACAUCCGUUGGGCGGUGGCCUGAUUCUGUGCCUACAACGUUUGCACUGGGAAUGAUACAGAAAAGAAAUACAUAAGCCAUUCCGGUUAGAGCACUUUAA
Messenger RNA from Anopheles funestus (African malaria mosquito), 1436 nucleotides. It is a transcript of the gene VhaAC45, whose product is annotated as V-type proton ATPase subunit S1. The coding region runs from base 128 to 1297 and encodes 389 amino acids. Gene Ontology annotation, cellular component: proton-transporting V-type ATPase complex. Lineage: Eukaryota; Metazoa; Arthropoda; Insecta; Diptera; Culicidae. The record is from RefSeq and is a predicted model, not a curated record. The transcript has 2 exons.